Messenger RNA from Nematocida major, 441 nucleotides. Its product is annotated as small subunit ribosomal protein S15e. Gene Ontology annotation, molecular function: structural constituent of ribosome. The coding region runs from base 1 to 441 and encodes 146 amino acids. The transcript has a single exon. Gene Ontology annotation, biological process: translation; ribosomal small subunit assembly. Gene Ontology annotation, cellular component: cytosolic small ribosomal subunit; ribosome. Lineage: Eukaryota; Fungi; Microsporidia. The record is from RefSeq and is a predicted model, not a curated record.
AUGGAAAAUACCCAAGCACAGAAGAGAAAAACAUUUAGGAGGUUUGAGUACAGAGGAGUUGACUUUGAAGAGUUGGUGAAGAUGCCAAUUCAGGAGUUUGCACAUCUUCUUAAGUCAGGCGCCCGCAGGAGAGUAAGGAGGGGAUUCACCCAGAAAGAGAUCAAGUUCCUCCUGGACUGCGAGAAGUCGAAGAUGGCUGCAGAGGGAACCCGCGAGAAGCCAGAGUGUGUGACCACGCACUGCAGGUACAUGAUAAUAUUCCCGCAGAUGGUCGGGUGCGUGCUCGGUGUGUACAACGGGAAAGAGUACAUUACGUUUGAAGUGAAGCCAGAGAUGAUAGGAUUUAAGCUCGCAGACUUCAGCUCCCCGCAAAAGAUGGUGUCGCACGGUAAGCCCGGAAUUGGUGCUACUUCUUCGUCGAAGUUUGUGCCUCUGAAAUAA